AUGCAUUUCCUCAAGACACUGGUAGUCUCCUUGCUACCGAUAGCUGCUCUAGCUGCCAAAAAACCCGCCGUCGAUAACUUUGAACGAUACCAUACAAAAUCUCUCUCAUCUACUCCUUUGAAGCUCGACGAUAAUGUUUACAGCAAAUUGACCUCUGCACCCAGGGAUUACUCUGUAGCCGUGUUGUUGACAGCUUUGGAAACUAGAUUUGGAUGUCAAUUAUGUCGUGAAUUUCAACCAGAAUGGGAUCUCUUAUCAAAGUGCUGGACAAAAGGAGAUAGGCAAGGGGAUUCCCGUUUGCUCUAUGGAACACUUGACUUCAUAGAUGGCAAAGGCACUUUCCAAUCUCUUGGUCUUCAAACUGCUCCCGUCCUUCUUCUCUUUCUGCCUACCAUUGGCCCUCAUGCCUCAACAAUCAACGGCCCCGUGAGAUACGACUUUACAAAUGGUCCUCAAAGCGCUGAACAGAUACACUCCUGGAUUGCUAAACAUCUUACCGAUCGACCACAUCCUCCCAUUCAACGACCCAUCAAUUGGGUUCGCGGUAUCGCUGUUACCACCACUAUACUAGGAACGAUCACCUUCCUCAGUGUUGCUUCCCCAUACAUUCUCCCCGUUGUUCAAAACAGAAAUGUCUGGGCCGCAAUCAGCUUGAUUGCCAUACUUUUGUUCACCAGUGGCCAUAUGUUCAAUCAUAUUCGAAAGGUUCCAUACGUUGCCGGUGAUGGACAUGGAGGUGUUAGCUACUUUGCAGGGGGCUUCUCAAAUCAAUAUGGUCUAGAAACACAAAUUAUCGCUGCCAUGUAUGGGCUUCUGUCUUUUGCAACUAUCUCUUUAGCUCUAAAGGUUCCCCGUAUUGCAGACCCCAAAAUUCAGCAAGUCGCAGUCCUCGUGUGGAGUGGCGUCAUCUUCGUCAUGUAUAGUUUCUUGCUUAGCGUUUUCCGCAUCAAGAAUGGUGGAUAUCCAUUCUGGCUCCCUCCUUUCAGCUGA
Molecule: messenger RNA, 990 nt
Organism: Sclerotinia borealis F-4128
Lineage: Eukaryota; Fungi; Ascomycota; Leotiomycetes; Helotiales; Sclerotiniaceae
Source: the annotation of a GenBank genome assembly